This is a messenger RNA of Lasiosphaeria miniovina, 1050 nucleotides long. RefSeq lists its product as uncharacterized. The transcript has a single exon. The record is from RefSeq and is a predicted model, not a curated record. Bases 185 to 838 code for a protein of 217 amino acids. NCBI's taxonomy places the organism in Eukaryota, Fungi, Ascomycota, Sordariomycetes, Sordariales, Lasiosphaeriaceae.
UAGACGCCUCUAAGUCGGCCUACACUUGCAUGUGGAUGAGCGGUGGACGGCUUUUUCUGUAGCGGUUCUCCGCCGAUGAUGCUGCAUGCCCUAGUGUUCCAGAAGGUCGUUGGCUUUCAGCGAUGGCCAGUGGCCAACCAGCCCGGUGUUUCGGCUUGCCUUGCCCUACCUGCCCGCGACCUGUAUGCCAAGCGAGAAAGCGUGGCUUCCAGCUCUUUUGCACUUGCGCUAUGCCUCUUUGGGCGAGCCAGAAGCCACGGGUGCCCCGUCCACCCCUGCCCUUGCCUUUGGCCCACGCCCACACCCACGCCCACUCCCAGGGCCUUGCCUUUUCCAAUCCUCCCACCGCCCACUUUUGCUUGCCCACACCUCUGCCCAGGUGUCUCUCCUCUCAUCCCCAAGUGUGAACCUCGGAUCUAUAAUUAGCAGCACCCAGAUCCAGCCUCAUAACCCUCGACGCCGCAAGUACCGGAGUAUCUUUCCUACCCUGGCUGCAAACAAAGAAGUUGACGUCGACGUUGAAAGCCACGGUUACUGUCCCAAGGCACAAAAAGUCAACCUCGCCCCCUCACUGCCAUCGCCGUGGCCUGUGGGUUCUCGAGAUUCAAGGCCAGCUCCAUCGACAAGAUCGCGACCUCAAGCCGCUGAGCUCAUCACGAAGAGCGCGAGCUCCUCCUCGACGAAGCUUAUCAUACCCCGUCGCCGCCGCCGCAACUGUGCUGUAGCGUUCCUCAACCACCUACUACCAACCAACUACGCCGCUCAGUCCCUCGCCGCCAGUCGUCCCAACGCCACUUGCCCCGUCUCGGUCGCCGACGACAGCGCUACAUCUCCCUAGCGGUUGCUGUCAUCCUCGCAACACUGAUCGCCCCCUCUCCAUCCCCCGCGAGCGCCUCCGCGCUUUCUCUCCGACCACUUUGAUCGCAUCUGCGACAAGAUGGGAAGAAGAAAGAUCGAAAUCAAGGCCAUUAAGGAUGACAGGAAUCGAUCUGUGUAAGAGGUUUUCUUUGUUUCCCCUCCGCAUCGCAACCUAACGCUAACCACUCGCCC